Melanotaenia boesemani (Boeseman's rainbowfish) is the source of this 7287-nucleotide messenger RNA. RefSeq names its product slit homolog 3 (Drosophila) (gene slit3). Gene Ontology annotation, biological process: axon guidance; negative chemotaxis. Bases 549 to 5162 code for a protein of 1537 amino acids. The transcript is spliced from 38 exons. The record is from RefSeq and is a predicted model, not a curated record. Gene Ontology annotation, molecular function: Roundabout binding; calcium ion binding; heparin binding. NCBI's taxonomy places the organism in Eukaryota, Metazoa, Chordata, Actinopteri, Atheriniformes, Melanotaeniidae.
CACUCACUCUCACAACCUCCAGGCGUCUGUGUUGCGCCUCUGCGCUCUUAAAACUUUUUUUCUUCUAUUAUCAACUAAUCUUCAACCCUCACUUUUUUAUGCAGGGAUGUUCUCUGGAAGGAGGUUACACCCCAGCACAGCAUUUUCAUCUUGGAAAGUUUAAGAAUCAGGCUGAUAACUUCUCAAAGGGUUUGUGAAUGGGGAGAAUUUGGGAAUACAAAGUGACGCACAGUUUAACUCUAUGUUAUACAUACUGUAUAUGAAAAACACUUUUUCUUGUGUCUCGUCAAAGUCCUCAUUGUCCUCCUUUUGUGUUUGUUUUCCAUGGAAAGGAGGUCUUUUAAGGAGUUUUUUUCCCCUGAUCGAGUCACUCAAGAGAAAGUUUGGUGAACUUGUGUAAAAAGCGAACACAAAUCUUCAUUAAGAAUUUUUGCAUCACAAAAUCCGGCUUCUCUUCUUGAACGCCUUAAGGAUCCUAACGUCCAAAACUUGUCUUGACUUCGCGGAUUUUCAAUCAACUUCUGUUGGAAGUAGUUUCAGUGGAUAUCAUGCUUCCAACCGGGCCAGAGAAGCGCGCCGCGCUCUGCCGGGUAUGGGCUCUGGUUUUCGCUUCACUGGUGUGCGUAGCGUUGGUGGAUGGAUGCCCACACAAGUGUAGCUGCUCCGGGUCGCAUGUGGACUGCCAGGGUCUCGGUCUGAAGACUGUGCCCAAAGGAAUACCGAGGAAUGCCGAACGCCUGGAUUUGAACAGAAACAACAUCACCAGAAUCACUAAAGUGGACUUUUCUGGCUUGAAGAACCUCAGGAUUCUUCAUCUGGAGGACAACCAAAUCAGUGUUAUUGAAAGAGGAGCCUUCCAGGACCUAAGACUGCUGGAGAGACUACGUGUAAACAGAAACAAACUCCAGGUUCUUCCAGAGCUUCUCUUCCAGUCCAACCCCAAACUGGGACGAGUAGACCUGAGCGAGAACCAGAUUCAGGCGGUUCCAAGGAAAGCUUUCAGAGGAAUAACCACUGUUAAAAACUUGCAACUGGACAGCAACCACAUCAGCUGCAUCGAAGAUGGAGCUUUCCGAGCGCUGCGCGAUCUGGAGAUUCUCACCCUCAACAACAACAACAUCACACUCAUCCCGCUAUCCAGCUUCAAUCAUAUGCCCAAGCUGCGGACACUCCGUCUGCACUCCAACAACCUUCACUGUGACUGUCACCUUUCCUGGCUCUCUGAUUGGCUCAGAGCCAGGCGGGGCUUGGCUCCCUUCACCCAGUGCAUGGCCCCUGCCCAUAUGAGAGGCCUUAACGUCCCUGAUGUGCAGAAGAAGGAUUUUGUCUGCAAAGGUCCAGCACAGACAGAGCCAAGGACUUGUGCUCCUCAGGCAGCUGUGUGUCCACCCAGCUGCAGCUGUAACAACAACAUAGUGGACUGUCGUCGCAAAGGCCUCACUGAAAUACCGGCAAACCUACCAGAGGGCAUCGUUGAGAUUCGUUUGGAGCAGAACUUGAUAAAAACUGUCCCAGCAGGAGCCUUUUCUCCCUACAAGAAGCUCAAGAGGAUUGACUUGAGUAAGAACCAGAUUUCUGACAUCGCUGCAGAUGCUUUCACUGGUCUCCGCUCGCUCACCUCACUGGUGCUAUACGGAAAUAAGAUUACCGAGCUCCCCAAGGGAUUAUUUGAUGGACUGGUCUCCCUGCAGCUUCUAUUGCUGAAUGCCAACAAAAUUAACUGCUUGAGAGUCAACACCUUCCAAGACCUCCAGAACCUCAACCUGCUGUCGCUAUACGACAAUAAGCUGCAAACUAUCAGUAAAGGACUCUUCACCCCUCUGCGCUCCAUCAAGACUCUACAUCUGGCCCAGAAUCCCUUUAUGUGCGACUGUCACCUGAAGUGGCUGGCAGAUUACUUGUUUGACAACCCUAUUGAGACUAGUGGAGCACGCUGCAGCCACCCCAGAAGGCUGGCUAACAAACGGAUCAGCCAGGUGAAAAGCAAAAAGUUCAGGUGUACAGGUCAGGAGGAUUACCGCAGCCGUCUGAGUGGGGAAUGUUUUCAGGACCUGGUUUGUCCAGAGAAAUGUCGAUGUGAAGGUACCGUGGUCGACUGCUCCAAUCUCAAACUGACCCGAAUACCUUCUCACAUCCCUGAACACACCACUGACCUGCGGUUAAAUGACAAUGAGAUUGCUGUUUUGGAGGCCACGUGGAGUUUUAAGAAGCUGCCCAACUUGAGGAAAAUCAACCUGAGCAACAACAAGCUGAGGGAUAUUCGUGAAGGUGUAUUUGAUGGAGCAGGUGGAGUUUUGGAGCUGCUGCUAACGGGGAACAAGCUAACUGGACUGCAGGGACGCAUGUUCAGAGGCCUCGGUGGUCUGAAAACUCUGAUGCUGAGGAGCAACCAGAUCAGCUGCAUUGAUAACAGCACAUUCACAGGUCUGAGCUCUGUGCGUCUGCUUUCGCUGUAUGACAACAGGAUCUCCAGCAUUGCCCCAGGAGCCUUCUCCACACUGCACUCCCUGUCCACCAUCAACCUUCUAUCCAACCCAUAUGUGUGUGAUUGUCACUUGGCCUGGUUGGGUCAGUGGCUGAAGAAGACCAGGGUGGUGAGUGGAAACCCUCGCUGUCAGAAACCAGCUUUCCUGAAGGAGAUCCCCAUCCAGGAUGUGUCUACCCCAGACUUUACAUGCGAUGGUGCUGAGGACAAUGGUUGUCUCCCUGCAUCUGGUUGCCCAGACGUCUGCACUUGCUCAGAUGGUGUGGUGCGAUGCAGCAACAGAGGGCUAAACUCUCUACCCAAAGGCAUUCCCAAGGACACGACAGAGCUAUACCUGGAGGGUAAUAUGCUGACAUCUGUGCCGAAGGCCCUGGCAACCCUGAAGCAGCUGUCACUUGUGGACCUGAGUAACAACAGCAUCAGCACAUUGUCCCCAUACACCUUCAGCAACAUGACUCAACUCGCCACACUCAUCCUGAGUUAUAACCAGAUUCGCUGCAUCCCAGUUCAUGCCUUUGAUGGGCUGAAGUCACUUCGCCUGCUGACUCUCCAUGGUAAUGACCUGUCAACUAUCCCUGAAGGAGCUUUCAGCCAUCUCACUUCUCUUUCCCACCUGGCUCUUGGUGCCAACCCUUUGUACUGUAACUGUGACCUACGCUGGCUCUCUCAGUGGGUCAAAGCUGGCUUUAAAGAACCAGGCAUUGCUCGUUGUACUGGGCCUCCAGACAUGGCUGACAGACUGCUGCUCACCACGCCUCUCAACAGGUUUCAGUGUAAAGGUCCCGUGGAUAUCAGCCUGAUGUCAAAGUGCGCCCCCUGCUUGGCAGCCCCCUGCCAGAACAACGGCACCUGUGUGCCUGAUGCUGCGGGAUCCUACCACUGCACCUGUCCAUAUGGAUUCAAGGGUCAAAACUGUGAAAUACCCAUUAAUGCCUGUAUUAGCUUCCCUUGCCUAAAUGGAGGAACCUGCCACAUUCAGCCUGGCCAUGAAGACCAAUUUAGCUGUGUGUGUCCACCUGGUUUUGAGGGUCAGCGUUGUGAGAUAAACCCUGAUGACUGUGAAGACAACGAUUGUGAGAACAACUCCACCUGCAUCGACGGUAUCAACAACUACACCUGCAUCUGUCCACCCAACUACACAGGUGAUCUGUGUGAAGAGGUGGUUGACCCCUGUCUCAGUGGUUUUGACCCCUGUCAGCAUGACUCCAAGUGUAUCCAUGUUGGUCGCAGUUACAGGUGCGAGUGUUUACCAGGCUAUGUGGGCCAACACUGUGAGCAGGACUAUAAUGACUGUUUGGAGAAUAAAUGUCAACAUGGUGCAGAGUGUGUGGAUGCUGUCAACGGCUAUACCUGCAUCUGUAAAGAGGGUUUCAGCGGGCUCUUCUGUGAGAACCCACCGCCGAUGAUCUUGCUGCAGACCAGCCCCUGCGACCAGUCUGACUGCCAGAAUGGUGCCCAGUGCCUGGUGGUUGCCGGGGAGCCCAUCUGCCGCUGCAUGCCUGGUUUCUAUGGCAAUAAAUGUGGCAAGAUGUCCACUGUUCACUUCCAGGGUCACAACGGGUACGUGGAGCUGCCAGGCACCAAGCUCCGUUCGACUGCGCAUAUUUCAUUACAGGUGGCUACAGAUAAAGACAAUGGUAUUUUGCUGUACAAGGAGGACCAUGACCCCAUUGCGCUGGAACUUUAUCAAGGACAUAUACGGCUCAUUUAUGAUAUCGCCAACUACCCACCAACCACUGUGUACAGCGUCGAGUCGGUGAAUGACGGACUUUUCCACACAGUUGAGCUGUUGAUUCAGAACCGCUCGCUAAGCCUGGUGGUGGAUAAUGGCGCCCCAAAGAGCCUGGGCAAGCUACCGCGCCAGCCCUCCGUCGACCACAACACUCAGCUUUACAUAGGAGGAGUACCAUCCCAGGUUGAGGCUUCAGGUUUACGUCUGGGCCCUGAGCGCUCCCUUCAGACCUUUAAUGGCUGCAUCCACAAUGUUCGGAUCAAUGAGGAGACUCAAGAUCUGAGUUUUAAAUCUACAGGAGGACAACUGCAAGCAGUCAAAGGAAAGGGUGAUGGCAUUCUUGCAGGAUGUCAUUCUUGCAGGGUGUGUGCACAGGGUGCCUGCAGAGAGGGAGGGGACGCGGGGGUAACUUGUGAUUGUCCUCCAGGACGCAGCGGUGCCCUCUGUGAUGAGUUGACAGCUUCUAAUCCCUGUCAGAACAGCAGAUGUGUUCAUGGUGUAUGUGUGGCAAAGGGUCAGACUUACAGUUGCCAGUGUAAUGAAGGCUACCAGGGUCAGUACUGUGACCGACGGCAGGAGCCUCCAGCCUGCAGGGGGCAGCGCUGUGGACGAGGGGAGUGUCGGGUGUCAGAGGGAGGAGAGCCGGUCUGCCACUGUCAGCCAGGCUACACUGGACCAACCUGUGACACAGAGCUCACAUGUCAAGGAGAAAUGGUGAGGGAGCAGCUGAAGCGUCACCAAGCCAUGAGAACGUGCACAUCCACCAACAAGGUCCCCCGAAUGGAUUGCUCCAGAUCCUGCCAGACUUCAGCGCCCCCUGAUGUUUGCUGCGGCGUCACCAAGACCAGACGGAGGAAGGUGGUUUUCCGCUGCACUGACGGCAGCUCGUACUCGGAGGAGAUGGAAACGCCUCUGGAAUGUGGCUGCUCCAAAUGCCCGUUGUAACAGCACAGCAGCUUUGUUUGUUCAGCGACACACACAGCUGCCGUCAACGAGGCUGUCGCUCCACACUGAUGAGCACCAGCACUGCGUGAAUAAGUUCCACAUCCUGUUUGACCGCUGCCAAUUAAUUGCCAAGAGAAGCCACAAACAAAACAAAAAUGGGACAUGUGUGUGUGAUUUUUGACAGAGAGAAAAUAUAUUGUAAGAUAUAAGUGAGAAACAUAGAACUUAUUUUUAUUAUGGAUGUUUUUCUAAGAUGAUAAAAGGACUGAUGAGUUGUUUUUAAUAUGUUGAUUAUAUGUGUUAUAUAGCAUAAAAGUUAUUUUCUACCUUGUAAGAAGAAAAAAGUACACAGCAAAAUAGAUUAACAUUCCUUAAAAGUAUAUGAAUUUAUAUGUUUGUGUAAAUUUAUAAAAUAUUUACCCUAACCAAAUGGAUUUUAUAUCUCUUUAAGUGUAUUUGCAUGAUGUUAAUGUGAGUGGUGACAUGUGAGAGGUUGUGGACGCUGAGGGGGGAGAUCUGAGAAAAAGGAGCCCCAUUGAUUCCACAAGGGAAAAAGGUGGCAGUCUUUUGUUGUCCUCUCUCCGAGGCUAAAAAGGGAACUGUGUGUGCCUUGCUAACCUGCUUCACUAUAUAAUGGACAUCAUCCUCACAUCUACGUUUCCACUAAAGACUCUUCACAGAGAUGAUUUAACAGUUUGUUCUACUUUUGUGCAUCUUGUUGUUCGCUUUUGUGCACCAGAUCUGGAGCGACAUGAAGUUUGAAAUGAAAAUCUGAACUUGAGUUUAUUAUAAAUUAGGAAUGUCCAUUUAAAUCAGGAAAAUCAUGCUGUAAAUUCAGCUUUAUGUUGGUCCUGAAUCAGCAAGGUGGGAUGUUAGACACAGCAAACAGCGUUUUGAAUGGUUUCAUUUUUCAGUUCAUUGUUGCUCCUCAUCAUGAGUUUUUCCAAAAGCUGGUUAAAUAUGCUCAUUACACCAAAGUCAACUGUUUUUGCCUUAAUAGAGAAGUAAUAUAAGACUGAAAUCAACAAAACUUCAAGUUUUUGUGUCCAUAUUUUGAAAUUUUGAAAGUGUUGCUCCAAGAUUUUCAACAGCUGCUGAUGAGCUACGAGUAGAUAUACGUGUUGUGUUGGCCAGCGACAGCCGUCUCAUGAUGACACACAAUGACAUUUUUGGUUGGUCCUUUUUAGUUUCCAAAAGAAAUUAUCCUGAAUAUAGCUUUUCCACAUCUUAAUCAGGUUGUGUUUGAAGUUUCUGUUAAUUAUAAGAGAACAAGAGAAGCCUUAAUGAUCCCAGUGAUUUUAAUGGGAAUUAUUUGUUGUCCAAAAAAUACAUCAGAGCUUCACGCUGAAUGUGAAACUGCUUUGUCAGCUAGAAACAUGUCCUUUGCUCCCCUCUGUCAGUGUUACUGAAUGUGUCAUAAGUUAUUGAUGAAGUAAUGUGCUAUAAAUUUCUAAAAGGCAUUUAAUGGACUCUGUGUGGAGGUUAAAAAGUGCCUUGUAGUUGUUUACCAAAAGACAAAAUGCUCCAGUCUGAUCACAGCGAACCUCCUCAGCAACUCCUCAAAUGACAAAAUCUGAUUUCAACCAAGAAGCCAUGGCACAGCUGAAACAGCUUCUUCUCUGGGUUAUACACUAACUGUUAACUAACACAAUUAAAGUAUAGAAAAAUUUAUGAUACUACUGUAUUGUUUACCUAAUACAUUAUUUCUUUGUUUACAACUGAUGCAAAGUGCUGCCACAGGUUUGCAGCUAAAGCUUCGUAAAGCUUGCCACAUGUCUGUGUUAUUCUUGUCUUCCACCAUGACUUUUCACACCUCAUUCCCCUGGUAUCUCUUUCCUUCCCUCCAAACAUAUGUUUUCAGCAUUUUCCAUUAGUUCUUUGCUCCCUUUAUAUCUUAACCUGUAGCCCCUUCCCUUUGCCCCUUUCAUGUCCUCUUAUUCUGGUCUUAAAGAUUUUGUUUUCCAUUUUGAACGGCAUAAAACACCUCAAAUCCUAGUUGUGGACAAUAGAAUUAACUGUAAUGUCACUUCCAUUGUAUAGGUCCUGGAUUUAAAACAUAAUUAUGUGACUGAUGUUCAUUGAAGCUUAUGUUGAAUGUUAAAAUUAAACUACCACCAAAACUACA